CUCGAUGGUCAGGCAUUCUGUUUCCUAAUCCACCUGGAAGGACUACAGACCGGGGAUGGAGGUCCCUAUCGGUAUCAGCGCUUCCCAGGGAGCCAUGCGAUCCCUCCCUAUGAAGCUGGAAUCGUUACUGUCGGGAUUGGGGAACAGGCUGCAGGCGGAGGAGAAGAAGAAGCUCCGCAUGCUCCAGGGGGAUCUCCAAGGACUCAUAGACAACUACCUGCUGGAGCCAUCGGAGGUGGAGUCCCCUGCCUCGACGGCCAGCUCCUGGAUGGAAGGCGUGCGCGAACUGUCGUACGACAUCGACGACUUCAUCUAUGAGCUCACCCAUGUUGCCCGUGGCGGCGCCAGGAUCAACGUCGUCCUGAAACGCUCCCGCUUCAAGAUCUCCCGGUUUCCAGGGAAUGUGAGACGGCGCCAGUGGAUCACCGACGAGAUCUCGACAUUCAGGACUCGCGUGCAGGAAGCCAUUCGACGGCACACAGAUUAUCUCGGCAGUAACUGCAAGUGGCGGCCUAGCAGCAGCGGUCAGCCUCCUCCUCCGUCAUUGCGGUCCGGCGAGGCCGCCACUCACCUUGUUGGAGUGGACAGCUCCAUCAAGCAGCUCCGUGGCUGGCUGGAGAACGAUGGACAGCCCCAGCACAAGGUGGCUUCCAUUGUUGGACCUGGUGGCUAUGGCAAGACCACCCUCGCCAAACAAGUGUACCGUAUGCUUGGAGGUCAGUUCGACUGCCUAGCUUUUGUGCGGACAUCGCCUAAGGCAGACAUGAAGGGCCUCCUCACCAGCAUACUCUCGCAAGUUGGACGGCAUCGGCUCCCUGCCGACCACGCUUGCAAUGUGCAUCAUCUGGUACUCAACAUCAACGCCCACCUACAAGACAAGACGUACUUAAUUGUUAUUCAAGAUCUGUGGGCAUUAUCAACCUGGGACCUUAUAAAUCGUUCUUUGCCAAAGGGGAACCGUUGCAGUAGGAUAUUAACGACGACCCAAGUUGAAGUCAUCGCCCAGGCAUGCUGUGCAGAUAAUUCCAAGAGUAUUCCUACUACGAAGAAAGAAGAUGAUUCCAGAUAUAUCAUCAGGAAGACAACACUUACUGAAUAUGAGUCAAGAGAGCUAUUUCUGAGUACAGCUUUCGGCAAGCAAGCAGAAUGUCCUCAACACCUCAAGGAAGUUUCAAAUGAAAUUAUAACAGCAAGUGGUGGCUUGCCUCUAGCAAUUAUUAUAUUGGCCAGUAUCUUGGCACGUCAGCCAGCCAACAGCAUAGAGCAAUGGCAUUACAUAAGGAAUUCACUUGGUCCUGCUUUGAUUACAAGUUCUAGUUUGGAAAGGAUAAAUCAAGUUCUUAACCUUGGAUAUGGCAGCCUUCCUCACUGUUUGAAAGCAUGCAUGCUAUAUCUGUGUCUGUAUGAAGAGGGUUGCGUAAUCUGGAAGGAUGAUUUGGUGAAGCAGUGGAUAGCCGAAGGUUUCACCGGUGCAGUGGAAGGUCAUGAAGCGGAAGAAGUUGCACGCAGCUAUUUUGGUGAGCUUGUUAACAGGGGAAUGAUCCAACCUGUGGACAUCAACUGCAACGAUGAAAUUCUGUCGUGUACAGUGCACUACAUGGUACUUCAUUUUGUCAGGGACAAGUCCAUGGAAGAGAAUUUCUGCAUUGCAGUAGAUCAUUCUCAGACCACCAUAAAGCUUGCUGACAAGGUUCGUCGGCUGGCCCUCCACUUCGGCAAUGUGGAAGAUGCCACUCCGCCGGGCCCAGAAUGUAUGAGACUGUCAAAACUUCGAUCAAUGGUCUUUUCUGGUUUUCCCAAGUGCAUGCCAUCAAUUGUGGAUUUCCGGUUUCUUCAGGUUCUGACCCUUAAAUUGUUGGUGGAACCCGACAAAAUGAGUGACAACCUUACUGCAUCUGAUGACCUGUGUGUCAACAUCACUGAACCUGAUGACUUGAGUGACAACCGCAGUGAAUGUGAUGGUGACCUGAGGUAUAACCUGACUGAAAUUUCGGAGCUCUUCCGACUGAGGUAUUUUCAUCUUGAUGCAUGUAAUAUGAGUGUGCUGCUUCCAGUCCAGAUUCGACAGCUGAAAUAUUUGGUGGCAUGGGAAAUUUAUGCCGAAGUAACUGCAGUUCCAUCGGAUAUUGUCGAUCUGCCGGGCUUGUUGUACCUCAGCAUUCCUAGCGAGGCACAUCUGCCAACUGGUAUUGACCGCAUGACGUCUCUUCGCACUCUGGGACUUUUCAAUCUCAACAAGAACUCAUCAGAAACCAUUAUGGGCCUCAGCAAGCUAACCAAUCUCCAGGAACUUCGUCUCACAUGUGACACAUUACAACCUGGUAACCUGGAAAAGAACCUGGAUUGCUUGGGGGUGAUAGUUCGGAAAUUAAGGAAUCUCAAACGUGUAACUCUAGUACCUGCAGCUUCCUCUCUUGUGAAUACUCAGAAUGAUGGAGGUUCUUCAAGCAUGAGCAUUUCCUGGCCUGGCUUCAGCAUCCAGCCCCUUUCUCCAGCCCUUCUUCAGACACUAGAGUUGUCACGGCACUGUUGCAUCUUCUCCACCCUACCUGAGUGGACCAAAGAACUUACCAACCUUUGCAUUUUAAAGAUCGCAGUUAAGAGGUUGUCGAGGAAAAGUAUUGAUAUUCUUAAAGGACUGCCUUCCCUAGCUGCUCUCUCGUUGUUCCUCUGGACUGCUUAUACCGCCCCUGCGAGGAUCAUGUUUGACGAUGAGGGAUUCUCAGUUCUCAACUACUUCAAGUUUGUGUGUGCCACACCAUGUCUUGAGUUUCUGGAUGGAGCAAUGCCCAAUGUCCGAAAGCUCAAGCUGGGUUUCAAUGCUAACCGAUUGGAGCAAUAUAGCUUGGGUGAUACUGGUUUCGACCGCCUAACUGGCCUAACUGAGAUCUCCACAAAAAUUGGGGGUACCGGUACUGCUAAUGAACACGACAUAAGGUCAGCUGCACUGUCAAUCUUGACCACCGUCGUUGCCAAGCAUCCAAGCAACCCCAUCAUCAAUGUGCAAAGGGUGGAUUGGAAUUUUUGUGGUGACGAGGAGAUGGGCAUGGAUGAAGAACACGCAAUUCAAAAGAAGAACUGGGAGAAAGAUGCCCAGAAAGAAGUUUAUAUAAGGUACCGUGCAAAAAAAGAAGUUGAUACAAGGACUUACACGCCACCAGAAUCCACCUUGCAUCCGGGGAAUACAGGCAUCCAGAGCCAGAUCAUGUGCAGUCGGUGCAGUACCUGUCUACUAUACCGCAAAGGGGCCCCGGCCGUGUUAUGCGCGGUGUGCAAAGCCGUCAGCUACCCCAAAGGUAACGUAGAUGCAACCCAUGAGCUGUCAAUCUUGCCAGACCAAAACCGUGAGGUCCUGAAGUAUGUGUUGAAGAUCCUUGAGCUUGUUGGUCAGAGUAUAAAAUUCUUUCAGGCACCCACUGUCAUGUGUCGUGAGAAAACAACGACGCCUACCGUGGUGCUCGAGAUGCGGUCCCUCCUUGCCCUGACCAGCAUCCCUGCCUCGUUGCGCCCCCAUCGCCGCAUAGCUGCGCCGGACACGUGGCGCCCCCGCGUUGCUUCACCGCCUAAACGAUGCUUCGCUGCCGCACCCGUGCGCCAGCGUGGGCGCGCCUCCUCUGGCACCCUGUGCCGCUCCGGCGCGCCCGUCCGCUUCUUCCACGCUCGUGUUCCAGGCUUGUGGACAUUGCUAGCCCUUUUCUUGCUCCUCUCGUUCAAGAACACACAUACAUAUGGACACUGCUAG
Molecule: messenger RNA, 3742 nt
Organism: Hordeum vulgare subsp. vulgare (domesticated barley)
Lineage: Eukaryota; Viridiplantae; Streptophyta; Magnoliopsida; Poales; Poaceae
Product: disease resistance protein RGA5-like
Exons: 8
Coding region: 56-3742 (1228 amino acids)
Biological process (GO): defense response to other organism
Molecular function (GO): ADP binding
Source: RefSeq, a predicted model, not a curated record